AUGGCAAACCGAGAAACAAUAGUGGUUAUCGGCGCAGGAGUUAUCGGCCUCUCAACCGCCCUCUACAUCCAACAACACCUCACACCCACCCAAUCCAUCCUCCUCAUCGCCCGCGACUUCCCCUCCGACACAUCCGUCAACUACGCCUCACCCUGGGCCGGAGCCCAUUACCGCCCAGUCCCGGGUUCCACACCACAAGCACUGCGCGAAGCGAAGCAAGCGCAGCGCACGUACGAAUUUCUCAAGCGCACUGCGAGCGCGGAGCCGGGUGCCGGCGUGGAAUUCGUCGGCGGCGUCGAGUACCUCGAGGCACCGCCGGCGGAGUAUCUGGAUACGCAGAGCGUGCGCAAUGUCUAUGCGCAUCUGGAUGGGUUCCGCAAGUUGGGAGGCGAGGAGCUCCCGGCUGGUGUGAGGUGGGGUGUUGAGUAUGGGACGUAUGUGGUUAAUUCGCCUGUUUAUUGUGCGCAUUUGCUGCGGAAGUUUGUGCUUAGGGGUGGGGAGACGAAGAGGUAUACGCUGGUGAAUUUGGAGGAGGGGUUUAGUAUGGCGAGAGGUGUGAGAUGUGUGGUGAAUUGUUCUGGGACUGGGUUUGGGGAUCCGAAAUCUUUUAUUAUUCGAGGACAAACUUGUCUCGUCCGUAAUCAUGUCUCGAAGACAAUCACCCGGCAAAAUACUGAUGGCUCGUGGUCCUUCUGUAUCCCGCGUCCCCUUGACGGUGGAACUAUCAUCGGAGGUACGAAGGAGCCGAAUAACUGGGACCCAAAUCCGUCUCUGGAGACCAGGAAGCGAUUGCUUGAUAACGCCAGCAAGUGGUUCCCUUUUGCUCCCGAGAGUAAGGGCCAGUUCGAUGUCAUUCACGAUAUUGUCGGUCGGCGGCCGGCAAGAGAGGGCGGUUUGCGCAUUGAGGCUGAUAAGAUCGCUGAUGACCGAUAUGUCGUUCAUGGAUAUGGCGCGGGUGGUCGUGGCUUCGAGCUCUCUCGUGGUGUUGCGGAAGACAUUGUGUCCCUGAUGCUCGAGAAGGGGCUUUUGCAGGCAAGAGCUUCGCUGUAG
This is a messenger RNA of Penicillium bovifimosum, 1050 nucleotides long. Its product is annotated as FAD-dependent oxidoreductase. The transcript has 3 exons. Bases 1 to 1050 code for a protein of 349 amino acids. Lineage: Eukaryota; Fungi; Ascomycota; Eurotiomycetes; Eurotiales; Aspergillaceae. The record is from RefSeq and is a predicted model, not a curated record. Gene Ontology annotation, molecular function: D-amino-acid oxidase activity; FAD binding.